CCGACAAUUGUCGCGUUCCACGACUCACUUCUGUACCGCGAAGUUACCCAAAGCCAACUAGACCUCAACACUGUCGACACAACCCUGCAGCUUUGAACGAACAACACCCUCUCUCUCAUGGCUGAAUCUGUUGACCAAAAACCGACUGCGGGGAGCUCACUUCUUCCCGCAAGAUCAUGGCAGCAUUUCGUCGCUGGAGGUCUAGGAGGCAUGUGUGGAGCUAUCGUGACGAGUCCUUUCGAUGUUGUCAAGACGCGGCUCCAGUCAAGUCUAUUCCGUGAAAAGCAUGCGACCAUGGCAGUGGCUGGUGCAAAUAGUGCCGGUACAUUGUCUGCCCCAAGACCGGGUGGGGUUUUGUACAAUUUCGUGGAAACUGGGCAAAUUCUACGGGAUAUCUACCGAGAAGAGUCACCCCGUGCCCUUUUCCGAGGGCUAGGGCCAACCCUUGUUGGCGUCAUCCCGGCCCGAUCUAUCAACUUUUUCACCUACGGAAACGGCAAACAGAUCAUCGCAAAUCACUUCAACGACGGCAAGGAAGCUACCUGGGUCCACCUUGUUGCAGCAGCUUGCGCUGGGGUUGUAACAGGAACGGUCACGAAUCCGAUUUGGGUCGUCAAGACGCGAUUACAACUGCAGUCAAAUAUGCAAGGUAGCAGCGGCGAUCCCUUGGGUGGGAGCUGGAAGACUAUCAAGACGAUUAUGGCCGAAGAGGGUGUCCGUGGCUUCUAUAAGGGUCUCAGUGCCAGCUAUCUCGGCGUCACCGAGGGAACAAUACAAUGGGUCUUGUACGAGCGGCUAAAGCGGCUCAGCGCCAACUCCGAAAACAAGGGCGGGGUGAUGGAAUGGCUGGGUAUGCUGGGAAGCGCAGGAACCGCGAAAUGUGUUGCCAGUCUGAUCACGUAUCCUCAUGAGGUCAUUCGUACUCGACUACGACAACCCAAAGUCAAUGGCGUCAUGAAAUACACCGGUCUGGUUCAGACUCUUCGACUGGUCAUUGCCGAGGAAGGUGCUCGAAGACUUUACGGCGGGCUCAGUGCCCAUCUCAUGCGUGUUGUACCAAACGCAGCUGUGAUGUACUCGAUCUACGAGGGCAUUCUGCGCUGGGGUAACUAGAAUUCUCCUAUCUCCCUCCAAAAGUGGUCUGGUCAUGUAGACCUACUUACACCCCACCUCAUUUACGCCCUGUUAACAUCAGCUUUCUGUAUCAUACACAUCAUGCUAUUCCGUAUUGUAUAACUCUAAUAUUGUACCUCUAGCCUGCACUACUUUUGACAUAGACGUAUACCCUUUAAAGCACA
Molecule: messenger RNA, 1298 nt
Organism: Mycena citricolor
Lineage: Eukaryota; Fungi; Basidiomycota; Agaricomycetes; Agaricales; Mycenaceae
Source: the annotation of a GenBank genome assembly